AUGGUUUAUACCCUAUCUGGGAUGCGGUUGCCUACUUCGCUAUCGGUGAAUAAGUUGGGUGGCACGGGAUCCAGCUCUCGUGCUGAUCGAAGGAAUGCCCAUCUCUCGUUUUUUUCAAAGAAUCAGCAUUCAUGGAAGAUGUUUGCUGGAAAGUCUUCUUAUGAAUCUGGAUCUCAAUCUUCUACAGCAACUGCAUCGGAGAAGGUCCUUAUUCCUGGCACCCAGAGUGAUGGGUCCUCAUCGGAGGAGUUGAACGUUUCUGAGAUAGUUUUGGAAGAUCCCCAGAUAUCAGGUGACGUACAAAGUUUAAAAGUGGAACAUGAAGGCAAACUUGAAGAUCAAGAAAAUUUUGUUGAGCAGAGUAGCAGUUUUAGUGAAACCAUCAGAGAGGAAGAUUCUGCAUCUUCACCACUAAUAGGAGACGUUGAAGCAAAAGCUGAAGGAACUUCAGACACAUCAUAUAUGUCUAUAAGUACCGAAUCAGAUAGGGUCAGAAAGAGGGUCAUCACUCCACCUGGAAUUGGUCAAAGGAUAUAUGAGAUAGAUCCACUUUUGGCCAAUCACCGUGAUCAUCUUGAUUACAGGUAUGGACACUAUAAGAAAAUGCGUGAAGCAAUUGACAAGUACGAGGGCGGGUUAGAAAUGUUUUCUCGUGGUUACGAGAAAUUUGGUUUUACUUCCAGUGCGACUGGUAUAACUUACAGGGAAUGGGCACCUGGUGCCAAGUGGGCGACACUUAUUGGAGAUUUCAACAACUGGAAUCCUAAUGCUGAUGUCAUGACUCGUAAUGAAUUUGGAGUCUGGGAGAUCUUUUUGCCGAACAAUGCAGAUGGUUCUCCUCCUAUCCCCCAUGGUUCCCGUGUGAAGAUUCGCAUGGAGACUCCAUCUGGCAUUAAAGAUUCUAUUCCAGCUUGGAUCAAAUUCUCCGUACAGGCUCCUGGAGAAAUUCCAUACAAUGGAAUAUAUUAUGAUCCUCCAGAAGAGGAGAAGUAUGUUUUCAAACAUCCUCGGCCUGAGAAACCAAAAUCACUCAGGAUAUACGAGUCUCACGUUGGAAUGAGUAGCAAGGAGCCUAUUAUCAAUACAUAUGCCAAUUUUAGGGACGAAGUGCUUCCUCGUAUCAAAAAGCUAGGUUAUAAUGCUGUUCAGAUAAUGGCAAUUCAAGAGCAUUCAUAUUAUGCCAGCUUUGGUUACCAUGUGACAAAUUUCUUUGCGCCAAGCAGCCGUUUUGGGACUCCUGACGAUCUUAAGUCUUUGAUAGACAGAGCUCAUGAGUUGGAUCUGGUUGUUCUCAUGGAUAUUGUGCACAGCCAUGCAUCAAAUAAUACUUUGGAUGGGCUGAACAUGUUUGAUGGCACCGAUAGCUGUUACUUUCACUCUGGAUCCCAGGGUUAUCACUGGAUGUGGGACUCUCGACUUUUUAAUUAUGGACACUGGGAGGUAUUAAGGUUUCUGCUCUCUAACGCAAGAUGGUGGUUGGAUGAGUACAAGUUCGAUGGUUUCAGAUUUGAUGGUGUGACGUCAAUGAUGUAUACUCACCAUGGCUUGCAGGUUGCAUUUACUGGAAACUACAAUGAGUACUUUGGAUUUGCAACGGAUGUUGAUGCUGUAGUUUAUUUGAUGCUGGUCAACGACCUCAUUCACGGGCUCUUCCCUGAAGCUAUAAUCAUUGGUGAAGAUGUCAGUGGCAUGCCAACUUUCUGUAUUCCUGUUCAAGAUGGUGGUGUUGGAUUUGACUAUCGUCUUCAUAUGGCAAUUGCUGAUAAAUGGAUUGAGAUACUCAAGAAAAGGGAUGAAGAUUGGAAAAUGGGAGAUAUUGUGCACACACUUACUAAUAGAAGGUGGUCAGAAAAAUGUGUUGCUUAUGCAGAAAGUCAUGACCAAGCACUAGUUGGCGAUAAAACUAUUGCAUUCUGGCUAAUGGAUAAGGAUAUGUAUGAUUUCAUGGCUGUAGAUAGACCGUCUACUCCCUUGAUAGAUCGUGGAAUAGCAUUACACAAAAUGAUAAGGCUUAUCACAAUGGGAUUAGGAGGAGAAGGGUACCUAAAUUUCAUGGGAAAUGAAUUUGGACAUCCUGAAUGGAUAGAUUUUCCUAGAGCUGAUCAACAUCUUCCUGAUGGAAAAUUUGUUCCUGGAAACGGUAACAGUUUUGACAAGUGCAGGCGUAGAUUUGAUCUGGGUGAUGCAGAUUUCUUGAGAUAUCGUGGAAUGCAAGAAUUUGAUCGGGAGAUGCAGCAUCUUGAAGAAAAAUAUGGUUUUAUGACGUCGGAGCAUCAGUACAUAUCACGUAAGGAUGAAGGAGAUAGGAUAAUUGUGUUCGAAAGGGGGAACUUGGUUUUUGUCUUCAAUUUUCAUUGGACAAACAGUUAUUCUGACUAUCGGGUAGGCUGCCUACAGCCAGGAAAAUAUAAGGUAGCGUUGGACUCGGAUGAUCCAUUAUUUGGAGGCUUCAGUAGAAUUAGUCAUGAUGCAGAGUAUUUUACCUCAGAUGGGUGGUAUGAUAAGCGGCCUCGAUCUUUUAUGAUCUAUGCACCUUCUAGAACUGCAGUGGUCUAUGCCUUAGUUGAAGAUGAAGUGGUUCCUGUUGAAUGA
Fraxinus pennsylvanica is the source of this 2592-nucleotide messenger RNA. Lineage: Eukaryota; Viridiplantae; Streptophyta; Magnoliopsida; Lamiales; Oleaceae. The record is from the annotation of a GenBank genome assembly.